Molecule: messenger RNA, 2682 nt
Organism: Neurospora hispaniola
Lineage: Eukaryota; Fungi; Ascomycota; Sordariomycetes; Sordariales; Sordariaceae
Product: lipoxygenase
Exons: 2
Coding region: 90-2357 (755 amino acids)
Biological process (GO): lipid oxidation
Molecular function (GO): oxidoreductase activity, acting on single donors with incorporation of molecular oxygen, incorporation of two atoms of oxygen; metal ion binding
Source: RefSeq, a predicted model, not a curated record
AUUUCAUACCACCACGGCAACAGCUGGAUCUGUAUGCCCUCAUUCAUUGUACGCCAAAUAAGAGGUCCCCUGAGGAAAUCUGAAGCAAAAUGGCGGUCUCCCGCCCGAAACGAUCACUGGUUCGCCGAGCGGUCGCCUUUGUGAAGAGACUCAUUCACAAGCAUCCGGUUCCUGAUCUGUCUCUGCCUGUCCCCACAGCAACACAGGCAGCGUCCCGACCGGACAAGAAAACCAUCCUGAAACAUCCAGCAAAGAAGGACUUUCUGAAACAAAUUGUGCCCGAAGCGGUUAACGACUGCCCGUUGCCGUCCUUUGAUCCCGGCAUCUUCCACAGUGAGUUGCUGGAUCUCAAGCUGUAUCCGGAGGUCGACCCCAAUGAUCCCAGAAAGAUCAGGGAGCCAGAAGGAAACGUUCGUGAAGGAACCUAUCUGGGUACACAACUCGCCUUAACACAGGCAUAUGAGCGUGUUGAACAAACAUUCAACUCUCUUUUUGAUGUUCUCGGUAUUGAACCCACCUUUCCUAGAUACGUCUCACUGGAGCAGCAAAGGAAUCUUUACCAGUUUGCACCUUAUCCCAACAACGCCGAUGGAACCCUUGCCGACUACCCACCUCACCUUCAGCAUAUUCCUGUGGAUCAGAACCACACGGUCUUUGGCGUCUUCAACAAUGCCGGUUUGCUCGAAACAGCAGUCAUCUUGCAGAAACUCAUCCCGGAUGAAGAUGGAUUUAUUGGACGGACGAAGCAGUGGUUGCUGGAGAAGGCUCGCGCUGCUGCGUAUGGAGGUGAACCGGAGAAAGGCAUCACCAUCCAGGACGUUGAGGACUACAACAGGUUUCAUCGCAAGGUAGGCACCGACAUUGCUGGUGGCGGCAACAUUGGCCUUCUGGACGACUGGUACAGCGAUCGACGCUUUGCCGAACAGCAGUUCACCGGUACCAACCCCACAACCAUCACGCAAGCCGGGAAGCAAUGGAUCGGCGAGUUCCUCACUGCUGCCAGAAUUGGCGGCUAUAAUGCAUGGACCUCGGCUCUGGAGGCCGCAGACCCCGCCUCUCUCUUCGUCCAAGACGGGAGUUACUUCCGCGACGCCGUCGGUGUCACCGACCCAACCGCCGCCCUCCACCACAAGCAGCCCGGCAGCGACGACAACUGGUGCGUCGGCGCCGUGAGUCUCUUCCAACUGCACGACGACGGCAAGCUGCACCCGGUCGCCAUUUGCAUUGACUACCGCGGAUCCAUGGAGCAAUCCGUCACGCUCUUCAACAACCGGCUAACCCCUCGGGACUCGACCAAGACCGAAAAGACCGACUGGCCCUGGCGAUACGCCAAAACCUGCGCCCAAGUAACCGACUGGAUGCGACACGAGCUAACCGUCCACCUCACGCUUGCCCACCUAGUCGAGGAAGCCAUCAUCGUCGGCACCAACCGGUCCCUGCCUAUGGAACACCCCGUCUACCGCCUCCUCUCGCCGCACUGGUACAAGACCCUCUCCGUCAACGCCGCCGCCCGCGCCACUUUAGUCCCGCAAGUCAUCGUCGACAUUGUCGGCAUCUCGCCUGAGCAAUGCCACUCCUUCAUCCGCCACGCUUACGACACCUACGAUUUCGUAGCACAUCACGUCCCCAACGACCUCGCCCGCCGAGGGUUCCCCAACACAGCCGAGGGUCUAUCCGCCUCCACCCGCUACAGGAACUACGCCUACGCAAAGGACGUGCUCGCCCUGUGGACCGUUCUGAGAUCUUACGUCGCCGAGAUGCUCGCCCUCUCCUACCCCUCUGACGAAUCCGUGGCUCAGGAUCGAUACAUCCAGUCCUGGUGCAAGGAAAUGCGCCAGGGCGGCGCGCACAUGUCCUCGUUUCCCGAAAUCGGGGACUUGGACUCCUUGACGGACGCAAUAACCAUGUGCAUCCACACCGCCACCUCGUUUCACUCGGCUGUCAACUACCUUCAGAAUUUCUAUCAGGCUUUCGUCAUUGCCAAGCCGCCUAUGCUUUGUACUGCCCCGCCUACUUCCCUGUCGGCCCUGCAACAGAUGAAAGAGCAUGAUCUUGUGGCUUCCUUGCCUAUCAACAGGCAGCGCCAAUGGUUGUUGAGUGCGCAGGUACCGUGGUUACUGAGCUUCAGAACACCGCAGGAUCGAUCAUUGCUGAAUUAUGCGGCGAGUAUGUGGCGGGUGUACAAGACGAAGAAGGGGAGGAGGGAGAAGAUGGUUGCUGAGGCUAGUGAGAGGUUGUAUGCGAGGUUGAGGGAGACGCAGAGAGUGGUGUGGGAGAAUUCGAAGGCGAUGGAGAAGGGGAGUUUGCCGUAUAUGGUGCUGGAUCCGGGGAAUACGGCUGUUUCGAUUUUGAUUUGAUGGUUGGUGUGACUGGAUUCUUGGGGAGGUUUUCUCUUUUCUUUUUCGCUGUUGCUUUUUCUAUCCCUUUCUUCGGCUUCUUGUCCUUCAAGUUUCUUACAAUGUUUUCUAAUAUUGAUGGAUAUGAUGUUGACGACCAUAGAAAGAAAGAUCUUGGGAUCAUCAUGGGAGGAUGUUUGGUUGCGAUUGCGUACGGUCGGAGAGGUUGUCUGUUUUAUUCGUUUUUGUAUACCGCUCUGAAUAUUAGCAGAGAAAGAAAAAGGUGCUGGUCACCACUCUAGAUAGUUGUCAUAUCGUCAUAAUCUAAUCAAUAGUUUUCCAUCAA